AAACAGAAGUGCGAACAGUAGUUGAGGGUAGGAAGAAAGGCUGCCCGGAAGGGGGUCAGGAAAUCUCAGGCAAGCCCACCCUCAGGCACUACAGCUAGACUCCGAGCUCAAUGGCCAGGCAACUGAUUCGACCAACAUCAGUUCACAGGGUUUAAGCCCAGUCCCUUAGGGAGGCCUGGGGAGGGGCAAGGCCCAAGUAUAUAAAGCUCCCUGAGGGUCAGCGUUGGCUCUGCGCCUGCGACUGUGAUUCAAAAACGUCCCGGUGCCCUUGGCUCUUUUCGGAAUCUGACCCCGAGCUUGCACGGGACACACUGCCCAGCUCGGGUGAGAAGGGUAGCUUCUGGGACCCUUGCCUUUAACCAGCACUGCGAGCACAGAGUGCACCGGAUCUGCGAGAAGAAACCGCGUUAACUAGUUUGUCCCUAAGGCCGCCUCGUAGUCAUCGCCGCGGCGCCUUGCGUCUCCGGGCCGCAUUGCCAUGGCUGCCCGAGGUGUCAUCGCCCCAGUUGGCGAGGGGUUGCGUUACGCUGAGUAUUUGCAGCCCUCGGCUAAACGACCCGACGCCGACGUCGACCAGCAGGGACUGGUAAGAAGUCUGAUAGCUGUAGGACUGGGUGUUGCGGCUCUUGCAUUUGCAGGUCGCUAUGCAUUUCGGAUCUGGAAACCUCUAGAACAAGUUAUCACGAAAACUGCAAAGAAGAUUUCAACUCCUAGCUUUUCAUUCUACUAUAAAGGAGGAUUUGAACAGAAAAUGAGUAGGCGAGAAGCUGGUCUUAUUUUAGGUGUAAGGUAGGUGUGCAGCAUAAGUAUUGUUUUGUUCUGUGACCAAGCUUAUCUUUAAAAAAGAGAAAACGUUACAAUAAGGUUAUACUUAAUAUUUAAAAUUAUGAGUAGGCAGCAGAGGAAAAAAUACCAAAUUUUUACAUUUUAAAGCCUCAAAUCUAAAAGUAUCCCACUCCCCUAAAAAAA
Messenger RNA from Mandrillus leucophaeus (drill), 969 nucleotides. RefSeq names its product DnaJ (Hsp40) homolog, subfamily C, member 15 (gene DNAJC15). Gene Ontology annotation, molecular function: ATPase activator activity. The transcript is spliced from 4 exons. Bases 479 to 793 code for a protein of 104 amino acids. NCBI's taxonomy places the organism in Eukaryota, Metazoa, Chordata, Mammalia, Primates, Cercopithecidae. Gene Ontology annotation, biological process: protein import into mitochondrial matrix. The record is from RefSeq and is a predicted model, not a curated record. Gene Ontology annotation, cellular component: PAM complex, Tim23 associated import motor.